Messenger RNA from Spirometra erinaceieuropaei, 372 nucleotides. The record is from the annotation of a GenBank genome assembly. Lineage: Eukaryota; Metazoa; Platyhelminthes; Cestoda; Diphyllobothriidea; Diphyllobothriidae.
AUGGUCAGCCAAGUCUUCGGUUGCCUGCAGAGCACCGUUUGGAAUCGUAACGGUCUCCACCCCAACAGCAAACUCAAGACGUACAAAGCAGUCUUCCCGCCGACACUGCUGUAUGGAGCGGAGGCCUGGACGGUGCACAAGGAGCACCAUUGUCACCCCAGCAGUCUCCAGCGGAUACCAAAGUUGAGGUGGCAGGAUCGGAUCCCCGACAUGGACGCACUGGAACGGACAGGAAUCCUCAGCAUUUAUACCGUGCUGAGACGCUUGCAACUGGGUUGGAGCGGCUAUCUCGUGCGGAUGGACGACGAGCGGCUAACCAAACGGCUCUUCUCUGGAAAUGUCGCCAGGGAUUCUCGUCGACAAGGAAACUAA